AUGGGUCUGAACGACACGCUGGGCGACGCCAUCGCGGCGACUAUUCGCCUCCAAGACGCUGUCGGCCGUGCCAACGAGGAGGAGAUCGACGUUGCGGUCUCGCAGUUCAACGAGCUUGCCUCGGCGCUGGGCGUGUUGCACUGGAUCGUGGAUGACUUCAAGCGCCAAGACCCGUGGACGCUGGUCCAGCGACUCCUCGUCCUCGAGAAGAUGCUGAAGAAGAUAAGCGACCAAGUGUCGGCCGUGGACGUCGCGCCGACAGACGACGACGUUGUGGCCCGAGCGAGCGGCGGCGCUGCCCUCUUCGGCCACUGCUUUGGGUUUUCUGGUUCGCCCAAGGGCGUCGAGGCGGCCAUCGUGCAGCCGCCGACGCAUUGUGUGCUGGCAGCCCCAACGCUCGGCAGAGACAUUACAGACGCGUGGUUUCCCAGUACCGCCGCAGCCAAAAACUUUUGCGCUGCCGUCCGAUCGAGCGGUCCGGCGCCGCAUCCCGAUCUGCCGCUGCGUGGGAGAUCGGUCGUGCACGUGACGUAUGCAACCGUGCCCAUGAAGUCGUUCAACUUGGACGUCCUCUCGGUGCCGCUUACCGCGUCGGCGAUGGCAGAGGCCGCGAGCGUGACCAACGUCGCGACGGCCGAGGACUUUCUGCUCGAGUAUGGCUCGCACGUGUGCAGCGGCACCUUCCACGUCGGCGGCAUUAUCUGGAAGACGGUCCAUGUGACCACGCGAAGUGACGAAGCGACGGCGUUGCUGCAGGCGGCGUGCCCGGCGAUGGCGAGCUGCGACUUUUCGAUCGACUACAGCAGCUUUCCGUACCAGAGCAGCAUCGAUGUGUGCAAGAGCACGCUACCCGACGAGCUCAAAACGCGAUGCGAGAUAGCGACGGAGAUUCAGUGCACGGGCCCGGACGCGCUCAGUUUUGCGAUCUUCGAGCAGCGACUCGCUCUCGACCCCGCGACGUGGCACAUCGUUGAUCGUCCGACGACGCGCGUCGGCGUCUGGGAGCUCUUGGCGGCCGCUGGUUUCGAGCGCGCUGCCACCCUCGUGCGCGAUGCGUGGGUCGCCCUCGUCUCAGGAAGCGACUUGCAUUCGGACGUUGCUGCUGCCGUGCAUGCAGCGCACGUCGAGGCGUGGCUAACCGAUCGGACGUUUGGCACAGAGCUCAAGCAUACGCGUGUCGACAGCGCAGACGCCGCCGCCGAGACCAUCGCUCGCCAGAUCGACGCUGCCACUAUGUCGUCGACAGACGAGCGCUGGUCGACGUGA
This is a messenger RNA of Saprolegnia parasitica CBS 223.65, 1266 nucleotides long. RefSeq lists its product as hypothetical. Lineage: Eukaryota; Oomycota; Saprolegniomycetes; Saprolegniales; Saprolegniaceae. The coding region runs from base 1 to 1266 and encodes 421 amino acids. The record is from RefSeq and is a predicted model, not a curated record. The transcript has a single exon.